CCAUGAGAGCAGAGAGCAUCACAGAAAACUACAAUUAUAUAGGACUCUUUCUCUCCAACAAAGCAACCGGAAAGGUUCAGAUUUUCUUACAAACGAAGAGCCUUUAUAUAUUAUAAGAAUGGCGUGUUGAGCAGGUGAAACAGGCAAAGCGAUAGAAAUUUUACAAGACAGAAUAAAGUUGGGAGAGAAAAUAGAUAUCGAGCUGGAUCACUCAAUGGUACGGGUAUGUGCGAUCCUUAUGCUUUUCCUCUUCCCUCGCUCCGUCAUUGUAGAUGCACAUACAAGCUUUAUCUUCGACCAAUUCAAUGCGUCGUCCCUCGAAUUGUUUGCGAAUGCCUCAGUGAAGUCCAAUGCCAUCUCCCUUAAUGGUCUAUUCCAAUACAGUAUCGGCCGUGCUUUUUAUAGACAUCCCAUACGUAUGAAAGAUCGUGGUUCUGGGAAUUCUAUCUCGUCUUUCAGCACAAGUUUUGUGUUUAGCAUUGUUCCUUCAGCUUCACACAGCGGUUUCGGUCUGGCGUUUUUAAUGACGCCCCACAAGUCUCCAGAAGGAUUUUUAGCCAAUCAGUACCUUGGCCUGAUUAGCAACAUAUCAAGUAUGGGAAAAGCCUCUAAUCAUCUAUUUGCCGUGGAGUUCUCCACUUUAAAGAACUUGGAAUUUCAGGACAUCAACGACAAUCACGUUGGUGUGGAUAUCAAUGAUCUCAGGUCUGUAAGCUCUACGCCUGCCAGUUUCUGGACUGGCAACAAUCAGUUCCGAGAUUUGAAUCUCAAGAGUGGACAGAAUAUUCAGGCUUGGAUUGAUUUCGACCAUCUUCGAAACGAGCUCAGGGUGACCAUUGCAGAGGCUGGUUCACAUCGCCCAGAAACGCCACUGAUAUAUAUGAAAAAUAUGUCUCUGUUUAACAUUGUCGAAGAAGAUAUGUAUGUUGGUUUCUCAGCAGCUACGGGAGCCAUGUUUGAAGAGAAUUACAUCCUCUGCUGGAGCUUCAAUACAAACGGUACUGCCCCUUUUCUGAAUGCAUCUAAUCUUCCAUCCUUUGUACGCAGAGAUAUCAAGAGCUCAAACGCCACACUGAUUGCCGGUAUUACGACGGCUUCCGUUGUCCUCAUUGUGGUGGUGGCAGCAUCACUUGUGCGGUUGAAGAGAAAGCAAUACAGAAAUCUUAUUGAAGAAUGGGAGAUGGAGUAUUGGCCUCACAGGUUCAAGUAUAAGGACCUACAUAUUGCAACCAAGGGCUUUGGAGAGAAGCAACUUUUGGGAUCUGGAGGCUUUAGCCAAGUCUACAAAGGAGUCCUUCCCUCAAACGGCCUCCAAGUGGCGGUGAAACGUAUUCUGAGAGAAACAGAUGAUGGGGUUAAGGACUUCAUAGCUGAGAUCUCCAGUCUUGGUCGCCUUCAGCAUCGAAAUCUUGUCCAGAUCAGAGGCUACUGCAGGCGAGAAAACCAGUUAUUCAUAGUUUAUGACUACAUGCCAAAUGGGAGCUUGGACAAGAUGAUAUUUGGAAACCCAAACAAGGUUCUCAAAUGGGGUCAGAGGUACAGAGUCCUCAGGGAUGUCGCUGCGGGGUUGGUGUAUCUUCACGAAGAGUGGGAACAACGCGUAGUGCACAGAGACAUCAAGUCCAGCAAUAUUUUGCUGGACUCGGAGCUAAACGGAAAGUUAGGGGAUUUUGGGCUUGCCCGUCUAUAUGAGCACAACGAAAGGUCACAGACUACUCGGGUUGUGGGAACGCUGGGAUACAUCGCACCAGAGCUCAUGCACACAGGAAAGGCCAGCCCCGCCACUGACGUGUUCAGCUUUGGUAUUUUUAUGUUGGAGGUUGCUUGCGGAAGGAGACCUGUGGAUCCCUCUGUCCAACAUGCUCAAGUAGUUCUGGUGUACUGGGUGAGAGCGCUUGAUGCCAAUGGCAGUCUCAUGGAUGCAGCGGACCCGAAUCUUGGUGGGCAAUACGUUGACGCUGAGAUGGAGAGAGUGCUCAGAUUGGGGCUACUGUGUUCUGAUCCUCACCCAGAUAGUAGGCCUGGAGCGAGACAAGUUCUGCAAACACUUGAAGAAGAAGCUGUCAGUUUCAUUUGUAGAUGACUGCAACGAGCAAUUCUUUCAGAUCUCCUUGAUAGCAGUAAUGCUUAACGGAACACCGAUUCUGUUUUUCACCGCCUCACUGCAAACUGGUGCUAACUAUUUUGGGAUUGCCCCGUUUGCAAACUGGCAUCCUUAUCCACAUCAUCCACCGUCUACAAUCAGAUUUUUGACUUGCCGUGAAGUGCAAGUUUAUGAACCGCCUUCUGUAAAUAUAAAACAGGGGCUUAUGUAAGAGUUUCAUAUUAUGAUAAGAGCUCUAUCUGAGUUGCUUGUGUAAUCUACAUUCAAUACUAGUAUUUGCAUUAUAACGAGGUGUAAUGGUUAUGUGGAUUGUAAGAUAUGUUUUCCGUAAUAU
This is a messenger RNA of Cryptomeria japonica (Japanese cedar), 2438 nucleotides long. RefSeq names its product L-type lectin-domain containing receptor kinase SIT2. The coding region runs from base 215 to 2083 and encodes 622 amino acids. Gene Ontology annotation, molecular function: carbohydrate binding; protein kinase activity; ATP binding. Gene Ontology annotation, biological process: protein phosphorylation. The transcript is spliced from 2 exons. The record is from RefSeq and is a predicted model, not a curated record. Gene Ontology annotation, cellular component: plasma membrane. NCBI's taxonomy places the organism in Eukaryota, Viridiplantae, Streptophyta, Pinopsida, Cupressales, Cupressaceae.